CAUUUACAUCGUAAAGACCUAUACUUUGUGCCAAGAUGCUCUAUAUCAUAACCAAGCGCUUUGUAGUGUAAUUAGGACUGCUAACAUUUGACCACAUCUAAAGCUGCCCGAAUUCUCGAACUGACUGAGUCUAAAGCGGCAUUUGAAUCGGUUCACUCUUUUUUUUUUCCUCUGGAUUCCUGCCGCCAAAUAAGCAGAUUCAAGCAGAGCUGAAUAAACCUUCUUUCUCAACGUUCAAAGGUAUCCAGCAUCGUAACAUGUCCAUCCAUCAAGGAUCCAUCCAUCCAUAACAACAACUGACUGAUUUCUAUAUAACAGAUGCCUCCCAAGUUCGAUCCCUCUGAGGUUAAGAUUAUCUACCUUCGUGCUACUGGUGGUGAAGUCGGUGCUUCUUCUGCUCUCGCCCCCAAGAUCGGUCCUCUUGGUUUGUCCCCCAAGAAGGUCGGUGAAGAUAUCGCCAAGGGUACUAAGGACUGGAAGGGUCUCCGUGUCACUGUCCAAUUGACCAUUCAAAACCGUCAAGCUCAAGUGUCCGUUGUUCCCUCUGCUUCUUCUUUGGUCAUCAAGGCUCUCAAGGAACCUGUUCGUGACCGUAAGAAGGAAAAGAACAUCAAGCACUCUGGUAACAUCUCUCUUGAUGAUGUGAUCGAAAUUGCUCGUACCAUGCGUUUCAAGUCUUUGGCUCGUGAACUCAAGGGUACUGUCAAGGAAAUCCUUGGUACUGCUUUCUCUGUCGGUUGUACCGUUGAUGGUCAAAACCCCAAGGACCUCGGUGAUGCCAUCGAUGCUGGUGAAGUUGAAAUUCCCGAAAAAUAAACGCUCAUCUAUACGUUUUAUUUGAAAAUAAAAAAAAAGGCUCUAGAUGCAAACACAU
This is a messenger RNA of Gilbertella persicaria, 874 nucleotides long. RefSeq names its product 60S ribosomal protein L12. The transcript is spliced from 3 exons. The coding region runs from base 319 to 816 and encodes 165 amino acids. Gene Ontology annotation, molecular function: structural constituent of ribosome; large ribosomal subunit rRNA binding. Gene Ontology annotation, cellular component: ribosome; cytosolic large ribosomal subunit. NCBI's taxonomy places the organism in Eukaryota, Fungi, Mucoromycota, Mucoromycetes, Mucorales, Choanephoraceae. Gene Ontology annotation, biological process: translation. The record is from RefSeq and is a predicted model, not a curated record.